AAAGAAUUAUCGAUUUAAUUUCUUAUUUACAUUUCGUAUAAUUUUAGCAUUUCUAAAUAUAGAUGGGGUUAGGGAAAGCAUGCUACGAACGGCACAAUGAUUUCAGAUGUUCAAGGAAAAUAUUUUUGAAUAAAACGAAAAGAUUUUUUGAGAAAACGGGUAUUAAAAAUAAUUUAAUAUUUGUUGGCAAAAUUAACAAUAUAUUUAUAAGAGCGAAUCUUCCAAAUGGAUGAGGGCGGCGGCGAAUCUUCCAAAGAUGCAGAAAAUAGCGAUAAAACGAGUGAUGAGAUGAUAUUAACGAAAAUGGAUAAAUUUAAAAAACUAUUUUAUAGCGAUGUUGAAUGGGAAGCAUAUUUAUUAGAAAGAAUCGAGAAAAGAGAAAAAGCACAAAAAGGAAUAAGUCCUGUAAAAAAGAAUAAUUUAUUAAAGAGAUUAAAGAACCUAUUCACAACGUCUCAAGAAUGCCAGAAGUUUCUGGAUAGAGAAAGAGAAGAAUAUCUUCAAUCUCAAAGAAAAAAAGUAGAUACUGAAAGUGAAAAAUAAUUAUCUUAAAAAUGUGUGAAAUUUUGUAAUAAUUAUUUUGAGAAAAUUCUCUUUUAUAAAGAAAUUAUUUUAAAU
Molecule: messenger RNA, 618 nt
Organism: Centruroides sculpturatus (bark scorpion)
Lineage: Eukaryota; Metazoa; Arthropoda; Arachnida; Scorpiones; Buthidae
Exons: 2
Coding region: 226-543 (105 amino acids)
Source: RefSeq, a predicted model, not a curated record